Messenger RNA from Frankliniella occidentalis (western flower thrips), 2530 nucleotides. RefSeq names its product glucose dehydrogenase [FAD, quinone]-like. NCBI's taxonomy places the organism in Eukaryota, Metazoa, Arthropoda, Insecta, Thysanoptera, Thripidae. The transcript has 9 exons. The coding region runs from base 1 to 1794 and encodes 597 amino acids. The record is from RefSeq and is a predicted model, not a curated record. Gene Ontology annotation, molecular function: oxidoreductase activity, acting on CH-OH group of donors; flavin adenine dinucleotide binding.
AUGGGGGACAAGAAAAAGGAGGAGGUCGACUUCGUGGUGGUGGGCGGCGGCACGGCGGGCGCGGUGGUGGCGGCGCGCCUGUCCGAGCGCCCCGACUUCAACGUCGUGCUCCUGGAGGCGGGCGGCUGCGAGCCGGCCUUCGCGCAGGUGCCCUCCUUCUACAUCUCGGACGGAGACGUGCGCCGCCUCCUAGACUGGGACUUCAAACUGGAGCCGCAGGCCGAGGCGUGCCUGGGCCACGAGGACGGCGUCUGCCACUGGCCGCGAGGCAAGGUGCUGGGCGGCACGUCCACCAUCAACGGCAUGAUGUACAUGCGCGGCAACCGCUGGGACUACGACCGCUGGGAGGCGGAGGGGCUGGCCGGCUGGGGCUGGCGCCACGUCCUGCCCUACUUCAAGAAGUCCGAGGACAACGCGGAGCUGGGGCAGAAGCACGUCGACGACGAGUACCACUCCCGCGGUGGGUACCUGACGGUGCAGCGUUUCCCGGACCAGCCACCGCUGGCGUGGGACAUCCUGGCGGGCGCCGCGGAGCUCGGCUUCCGCACCAACGUCGACCUGAACGGGCGCAACCAGACGGGCUUCACCGUCGCACAGGCCAACGUGCGCGACGGGCGCAGGCUGUCCCUGUCCAGGGCCUUCCUGCACCCGGCCAGGGACAGGCCUAACCUGCGGGUCAUCACGAACGCCAUGGUGGUGCGCGUGUCCAUGGACGGUGACCGUGCCCGGGGGGUCGUCUUCCACCGCGACGGCGCGCUGCACAAGCUGCGCGUGCGCAGGGAGGUGGUGCUGGCGGCCGGCGCCAUCCAGACCCCGCACCUGCUGCUGCUGUCGGGCGUGGGGCCCCGGCGGCACCUGGAGGACGUGGGCGUGCGCGUGGUCGCCGACUGCCCCGGCGUGGGCGGCAACCUCCAGAACCACAUCUCGUUCUCGGUGGACUUUGCCGUGGAGAGCAUCACCCCGGGCUCCAACCGCCUCGACAUGCCCGCCUUCGAGCAGUUCCUCAGCAACGGCACGGGGGCCAUGGCCUCCACGGGACUCUCUCAGCUCACGGGCUUCGUCCACAGCCGCUUUUCCGACGGGGUGGCCUCCGGUCUGCCGGACCUGCAAGUCUUCUUCGAGGGUUGCAUCGCCAAUUGCUCCAUCACGGGCUUGCCGGGAGAGCCGAGUCACCAGGGCGGCCCGAUGCCCUUCAGGAUGAUCCCGGUGGUACUUCGGCCCAAGAGCCGAGGCGAGGUGCGUCUGCGCAGCAGGGACCCCACCGCGCCGCCCAAGCUCACCGCCAACUACCUCCAGGACCGAUACGACGUGGACCUCCUCAUCGACGGAGUACGGUUCGUCCAAAGGCUGGCCAACACAUCCGCGCUGCGGCAGCACGGCGUUGCCCUGGUCAUGCCGGAGACCCCUGGUGGCUGCAGCGAGCUGGAGCCGGACUCGGACGCCUACUGGGAGUGCCUUAUCCGGCACCGCACCAACCCCGAGAACCACCAGUGCGGCUCGGCGCGCAUGGGGCCUGACGGAGACCCCGGCGCGGUCCUCGACGCGCGGCUGCAGGUCCGCGGGGUGCGCGGGCUGCGAGUGGCGGACGCGGCCGCCAUCCCGCACGUGGUGAGCGCCAACCUCAACGCGGCCGUGGUCAUGGUGGCCGAGCGGGCGGCAGACUUCAUCAAGCAGGACUACCCUGCCUGGGGCCUGGACAGGCGCCGCCCCACGGGCAGCCCCACGGGCCGCGGCCGGGGCAGCCUGCUCGACAGCCUGCUCAGCCUGGCGAGGAGUACGGGCGACUCGAGGUGAGACCAGGUCAUGCCAUGUCACCCUCCCCUUCGCCUACGUGCUGCAUGUGUGAUGUAAUUCAGGACAAAUGGCGUCUAGUCCGAGAGCUGUGGUGAGUCGUCCGUUAAGUACUUUACCCCUCGUCUGCUCAGAACCAAGAGAGUCACCCUAGGAUCAACGAAAGCCAUGUAGAAUGUAUAAAGUAGUGAAACAAAUUACUUGUAAAUGUAUAUGUGAAAAUAAUUUAUUUUGACAAGCUGAUGGAUAUGGCAGUCAUCUUACCAGAGCUUGGAAUAGCUAUGAACAGCCAUUACAAUUUCAAAUAAUUAUGUCUUAUGAUAUGCACACCAAUUGCAAGAAUAAAUUCAAGGAACUUUUAUCACAAAGCUAAAAAAAAAUUUGACCAUUCUAGAUUUUUCAGUAAUAUUACACAAUUGUUAUGCAAUUCUGUAGAAUAAUGCAAAAUAUAUGAUCGAUGAGUUAAAAAAUCUUAACAAUGAAAAUGCGUGGAAGAUUUUGCAACAUUUCUCAACAUUGAAACUGUUUGGGUUUCUAAAUUAAUUACGAUUAUGAUGAAAAAUGGUUCGUCAUCUGUUAUGAAAUAGCGCGAUUCUGACUAAAAGAUUUAAACUAUGUAUGAUCUCAAUAUGUAUACAUAAGCCUAUUUUUCUGAAAUUUUUUGUUUUAACUUAAAAAGAAAUUUGAGGCUUGACAUGAAAUACUGACUCUUAAAAUACAUAUUUUCUAUGAAAUGUAA